This is a messenger RNA of Alnus glutinosa, 1850 nucleotides long. RefSeq names its product WRKY transcription factor 72A-like. Bases 77 to 1783 code for a protein of 568 amino acids. NCBI's taxonomy places the organism in Eukaryota, Viridiplantae, Streptophyta, Magnoliopsida, Fagales, Betulaceae. The transcript is spliced from 5 exons. Gene Ontology annotation, biological process: regulation of DNA-templated transcription. Gene Ontology annotation, molecular function: DNA-binding transcription factor activity; sequence-specific DNA binding. The record is from RefSeq and is a predicted model, not a curated record.
AAAGUCUAAAAGCCCGCAGUUGGUUGUUUUUGUGUAUAUAAAGCUUGAAGAGCAAAGGAGAUCUACUUCUCUAGAAAUGGAUGGCAUGCUGAAAAUGCCAUGCUCUUCUUCUGGUGUCGCUGCAGAAGAAAACAGUUUUGAAUCUAUCGACCAUGAGACCCAAGAGGCUAGACAGGUUCAAAGUAGAAGAGUAUUGCAUGAGAUCGGCAGCUUGAACCGAUCUUCAACAGGCUACAAGGACUUGGGAAAUGGCAAAGAGGUGAAUGAACUUGAAUCUGCCAAAGCGGAAAUGGGGGAGGUGAAAGAAGAAAAUGAAAGAUUAAAAGUGAUGUUGGAGCAAAUCGAGAAGGAUUACCAUUCUCUUCAGCUGCGUUUCUUCGACAUCAUCAAACAGGAAUCUCCCAAGAAAUCUACAGAGUCAUCACCAGCUCCCUUACAUGAUGAAACUGAAGAACCUGAACUUGUAUCGCUUUGUCUCGGAAGAAGUCCGAGCGAGCCCAAGAAAGACGAGAAAGCCAGCAACCCUAGCAAUAGCAAAAGUAGUACCAAUUAUGAGGAAUGGAAGGCCAGCCUUACUCUUGGAUUGGACUCCAAGUUUCAACUUUCUACGGAGCUUGUUUCUGAUGCAAGCCCCGAGACUAGUUUGGAAGAGCCUAAGCAAGCUGCUGAUCAGACAUGGCUACCAAGUAAAACUCUAAAGACAAUGAGAAAUGGAGAUGAUGAAGUUUCACAGCAAGCCCCUGUGAAGAGAGCUAGGGUUUCUGUGAGAGCUAGAUGUGACACUCCAACGAUGAAUGAUGGAUGCCAAUGGAGGAAAUAUGGACAGAAAAUAGCUAAAGGAAACCCAUGCCCGCGAGCAUACUAUCGUUGCACAGUUGCACCAGAAUGCCCAGUAAGAAAACAGGUGCAAAGAUGUUCUGACGACAUGUCCAUCUUGAUCACCACCUAUGAAGGAACCCACAACCACCCCCUUCCAGUUUCAGCCACUGCCAUGGCUUCUACCACUUCCGCUGCCGCUUCCAUGCUAUUGUCAGGUUCGUCAAUGUCUCAACCCGGCCUCGGUCCCACGGCCACUGCAACUGCUGCUCCGGUAUUCAAUGGAUUAAAUUUCAAUCUCUUGGAUAAUUCAAAAACAAAACAAUUUUACUUGCCAAACUCUUCCUCGCCGGCGCCCCUUUUCCCAACAGUCACUCUAGACCUCACUACCUCUCCAUUCUCUUCAUCCACUCUUUUCAACAGAUUACCUUCAAGCUUUGCUUCAAACCCAAGAUUUCCUUCAAGAAGUUUAAGCUUCUCAUCCUCAGAAUCCAACAAUAUUCUACCAACGACUUGGGGCACUGGAUACCCUAGUUAUAGUGCAAUACCCUACAACAAAACCCACGCUGGGUCCAUAAAUCUUGGGAAACAAUCCCAAGAACAUUUCUACCAAUCUUAUUUGGAAAAGACCCACCAGGCUUCUUCUCAACAGUCUUUAACAGAAUCCCUAACCAAGGCCAUUGCAACAGACCCGAAUUUCCGAUCUGCUAUUGCCGCCACCAUUUCAUCAAUAGUGGGCGGCGGUGCAACCCAUGAUAACCAAGGUGGAGGGGAGCCAAUUCAGGCAGUUUCUCCUGAUCCAUUGACCCAAAAGGGGAAAGCAUGUGCAUCAAGCUUCUUCAACAGAUUUGCGUCACCGAAUUCCCACACAGCAGGCUUGAUGCUUCUACAGCCUCCGUUGCCAUUAUCCAUCUCCAAGAGUAGUUCUACAUCUACUUCUUCUGUCAUUAGGGAUCAGAUGAACUGAUGGGUCUUAAAUAAUAUCGCCUGGGAUGUCAUGAUGAUUGAAGCUUCCUUUUUUCCUUUUUUGACAA